AUGGGGGACAAGGCAGAGACUAAGGUCCUGGAGUGGGGAAGCCAGAGACUAGUAAUAAGUAAAGCUGUUGGAGAGAUCUUGACACCAUGGCUGGAGAACCAGGACCAGGUGGGAGUUGAGAAUAGAGCUGAAAGUCAGGAACUAUGGAAGAGAAAUCAGAGGAAGGCUGGAGGUGAGAAUCUUCCUGAAACCCAGGCAUGCAGAGGAGAGAAACAGGAACAGUUAAGAUGUAAAAUUGAUGCAGAGUCCCAAACACCAAUGUGGGAGACCCAGGACAGGAGUAGGAAUAAGGAUGCUGUGGAGACCCAGUCUUUUGAGAAGAACAAGAAAGGGGCCAGAGGGGAGGAUGAAGGAGAGACCCAGGCCCAAGGGUCGAGGAAGCAGGGCCAGACUGGAAGUGAGAAUGGUGAGGAGACCCAGCUGCCAGGGUGGGAAAUACAAGACCAGAUUAGAGGUGACACUAUUACAGAAAUUCAGGUAGAAGAGAGGAGAAAAAAGGACCAGGUUGGAGGUGAGAAUGCUGUGCAAAUCCAGAUAACUGGGAGGGAGAACUUGGGAGAAAUGAAAAGAGAGGAUGGCCUAGAGACCCAUGCCCUGGGGUGGGGAAAGCAGGAAUGCGUUCAAAGUGAGAAUGUGACACAGAUCCAGACCCCAGAGUGGAAGAAGCAGGAUGAAGAUGGAAGUGAGAAAGCUGGGAAGGUCCAGGUAUUUAGGGUAGAGAUCCAGAAACAACUAAGAUAUGAACUUCAAGUCGGGUGGGGAAAUCAAGGUCUGAAAAGAGGUCAGGAUGCUGGGGAAAGUCAGAUGUCCAGAAGGAAGAGCCUCAGGGAGAUAAGAGAGGAGGAUUGGAUAGUGAUUCAAGCACGAUGCUGGGGAGACCAGAAACCAGCAGUAGGUGAAACUGGCAGAGAAUUCAAGGUACCACCUUGGGGGAAUCAGGACCAGACUGGAAGUGAACAUAGAGCGAAAAUUCAGGCACUGGAGAAGAGCGACCAGAGAAAGGACGGAGAUGAAGAUGGUACAAAUUCCCUGGCACCCGAGGCAGAGAAGCAGAGACAAUUAAGAGGUGUAACUCAUGUAGAGACCCAUCCACCAGGGAGGAGGAACCAGGAGCUGUUUGGAGAUGAGAACAGUACAGACAUCCAGGCAACAGGGAAGAGAAACCUGAGAGGGGUUAAAGGCGAUGAUGGUAAAGAGACUCAGGAACUUGGAGAAGAAAACCAGCAUCAGUUAAACAGUGAAAUUAAUGGAAAGAUUCAUAUACCCAAGUCUAAGAAUCAGGAAUACAUUAGAGGCAAGGAUGGUUCAAAUACGCAGGCAUCUGAGGCAGAGAACUGGGGAGAAUUAACAAGUAAAAUUGAUAUAGAAACUCAUUCAGCAGAAUGGAAGAAAGAGGAGCAGGUUGGAGGUGAGAAUGGUGCAGAAAUUCAAGCUCCAGAGAAAAGAAACCAGAGAGAAGCUGGAGGUGAGGAUGGUACAGAGACCUGGGCACCUGGGGAAGAAGACCAGAGUCAGUUAAGAGGUGACAUUGAUGAAAAGACUCAUUUGUCAGAUAGGAAGAAUCAGGAGCAGAUGGGAGGUGAGAAUGAAACAGAAAUCCAGGCACCAGAGAAGAGACCCCAGAGAGAAGCUGGAGGUGAGGGUGGUAAAGAGACCCAGCCUCCUGGGGGAGAUUAUCAGGGAGGGUUAAGAAGUGAAAUUGAUGGAGAGAUCCAGAUACAAGGGCAAAGAAACCAGAAUAAGAGUGAAGAUGAGGAUGCUGCAGAAAUCCAGGAUGCAAGGAGCCAGAGAAAGUGCAGAGCCAAGGAUGCUGGAGGGCUUCGAGUACCAAGGGGAAGAAACAAGGGCCAGGUCAGAGGAAAGGAUGCUGCUAAAGGCAAUCUGCGAGUUGAUUGUUCUGGGGGUGAGGGGCCCUCAGCUCUCACUGGCUUUGGAUAUGGGGCCAUGGAUGAGGAACAGGCUGUAGCCUCUGCUCCCCAUCCUGAGAUGAAGCCUCUCCUCCACCAGAGUGAACUCUUCCAGCUUGCCAGUGGGGAGGGAGAGCAUCUGGCCAGCCACAGCACAGCCACUGCAGGGAAGCACAGAGUUGGUGUCAUUCCGGCCUCCAGGCAGGCCCGACCUAAACUCCAGAGAAGCCGACAAAGUGACAAAGGAGUGGCUCCGGAGAAGACCUCUGGCCUGACUCGACAGCUCCAGAACCCACAGUCUUUGGCUGCUCCCCUGGGCCUGCCCUCUGCCUGCCCAUCUGUCUCAUGUGGCCAAGCCCCCCAAGCUGCCACAGCUCUGGUGGGCGUUCCCACUGCCCUCACCGCCCUGCCCAAGUGGCCAGCCCUCAAGAAGAGCCAGCGACUGCUCCUGGAGUCCCUUAUGCGGCGGAAGAUCGCACAUCUGAAGUGGGGCCUCCCCCGGCGGAUCCUAGAGUCCUACUUGCACUUUAACUUCUUAGGACCCUGCCCACUGCCCGUUGCUGGGGUGAGGCUCCCUGGGUUGCAUGUGGCCUGUGAGCUGCAGGGGCAGCAGGAAAGGCAUUGCGAGGCCCAAGCCUCCAGGCCAGGCCUUAAGUCCCCAGAGAGGUCCCAGAGGGUUCGACCCCCAGAAAGGAGAAGCUCAAAACUUCCUACACAGGCCAGAGCUCUGGAGAAGCGUGAACCACACCCGUCACAGCCAAUGGGCAUUUCUGUCCCUCCUAAAAAGCCUAAGAGAGUCAAGCCACUAGGGGGCCCCAGAGAACCACAGGAUGUCCAGAAAGAGGCUCCUUCUAGGGCCGAGCUCACUGCUCCCAGGAACCCCUGGCCUGCAGCAGAAUCUAGUAGCUGGUGUGGCCAAGAAAGGGUCCAAGAACCUUCCACUGAGGGCAGCAGGGGCAGGGAAAUGGUCAGGACGGGGGUCUCCCAAAUGGCAGAGAGGGCUCCCAGCAAAGCGAGGAUCUCACACUCCAGGGCAGGCUACGACCACUGGAGGAAGGAGCACGUAUCUCAGGGGCCCCCCAGACUCAAAUGUCAGCAGCCCACACACAGGAGAAGAGGAAGCCUGGAGCCGGAGGAAGGCAGAGGGACGGGGCAGCAGCCUUCCUCCUGUUCCACAGACGCCUUCAGCUCCAAAAGGAGUCUCCACUCUGCUGCAGCAAGGCUGAGCAUCAGCUUUUUGAACAAGAUCUCCUUGUCCCCACUCUUGGCCAAGCCCCAGCACUCAGCCUCCAGCCUGAGUGUGAGGGAUCCUGAUCCUACCCUGCUUCCCAAAGGAAGCCAUCCUCCUUUUUGUGAACUGCCUUAUGGCAAGGAACUGAGGAGACCAUUGGACUACAGCCAUCAAGAAAGUGAGGCCCUCAGUCCAGCAGCCUUUGAGGAAAUGAAUCCUGCCAGCAAUCAUCUGGGGGCCGCUGCUCGCCUGAGGCUGUCUGGUACCGUGUUCGCGCAGGCGCAUUACUCUUCUCCCCAGGCGCCCGCGCCGGCACCGAGCUCUGCCAACUGCGCUUGCGCGUAA
Hippopotamus amphibius kiboko is the source of this 3483-nucleotide messenger RNA. RefSeq lists its product as uncharacterized. Bases 1 to 3483 code for a protein of 1160 amino acids. Lineage: Eukaryota; Metazoa; Chordata; Mammalia; Artiodactyla; Hippopotamidae. The transcript is spliced from 3 exons. The record is from RefSeq and is a predicted model, not a curated record.